Sapajus apella (tufted capuchin) is the source of this 1656-nucleotide messenger RNA. It is a transcript of the gene PHF10, whose product is annotated as PHD finger protein 10. Bases 39 to 1538 code for a protein of 499 amino acids. The transcript is spliced from 12 exons. The record is from RefSeq and is a predicted model, not a curated record. NCBI's taxonomy places the organism in Eukaryota, Metazoa, Chordata, Mammalia, Primates, Cebidae. Gene Ontology annotation, cellular component: npBAF complex.
GGCGACGGCGGCGGCGGAGGCGCGGGACGCUCGGGCUGAUGGCGGCGGCGGCGGCCGGGCCCGGGGCGGCACUGUCCCCGCGGCCGUGCGAAAGUGACCCGGCCACCCCCGGAGCGCAGUCCCCGAAGGACGAUAAUGAAGAUAAUUCAAAUGAUGGGACCCAGCCAUCCAAAAGGAGGCGAAUGGGCUCAGGAGAUAGUUCUAGGAGUUGUGAAACUUCAAGUCAAGAUCUCGGCUUUAGUUACUAUCCAGCAGAAAAUUUGAUAGAGUACAAAUGGCCACCUGAUGAAACAGGAGAAUACUAUAUGCUUCAAGAACAAGUCAGUGAAUAUUUGGGUGUGACCUCCUUUAAAAGGAAAUAUCCAGAUUUAGAGCGACGAGAUUUGUCUCACAAGGAGAAACUCUACCUGAGAGAGCUAAAUGUCAUUACUGAAACUCAGUGCACUCUAGGUUUAACAGCAUUGCGCAGUGAUGAGGUGAUUGAUUUAAUGAUAAAAGAAUAUCCAGCCAAACAUGCUGAAUAUUCUGUUAUUCUACAAGAAAAAGAACGUCAACGAAUUACAGACCAUUAUAAAGAGUAUUCUCAAAUGCAACAACAGAAUACUCAGAAAGUUGAAGCUAGUAAAGUGCCUGAAUAUAUUAAGAAAGCUGCCAAAAAAGCAGCUGAAUUUAACAGCAACUUAAACCGGGAACGCAUGGAAGAAAGAAGAGCUUAUUUUGACUUGCAGACACAUGUUAUCCAGGUGCCUCAGGGGAAGUACAAAGUUUUGCCAACAGAGCGAACAAAGGUCAGUUCUUACCCAGUGGCUCUCAUCCCCGGACAGUUCCAGGAAUAUUAUAAGAGGUACUCACCAGAUGAGUUGCGGUAUCUGCCAUUAAACACAGCCCUGUAUGAGCCCCCUCUGGAUCCUGAACUCCCUGCUCUAGACAGUGACGGUGAUUCAGAUGAUGGUGAAGAUGGUCAAGGUGAUGAGAAGCAGAAAAAUAAAGGCACUUCGGACAGCUCCUCUGGCAAUGUAUCUGAAGGGGAAAGCCCUCCUGACAGCCAGGAGGACUCUUUCCAGGGAAGACAGAAAUCAAAAGACAAAGCUGCCACUCCAAGAAAAGAUGGUCCCAAACGUUCUGUACUGUCCAAGUCAGUUCCUGGGUACAAGCCAAAGGUCAUUCCAAAUGCUAUAUGUGGAAUUUGUCUGAAGGGUAAGGAGUCCAACAAGAAAGGAAAGGCUGAAUCACUUAUACACUGCUCCCAAUGUGAGAAUAGUGGCCAUCCUUCUUGCCUGGAUAUGACAAUGGAGCUUGUUUCUAUGAUUAAGACGUACCCAUGGCAGUGUAUGGAAUGUAAAACAUGCAUUAUAUGCGGACAACCCCACCAUGAAGAAGAAAUGAUGUUCUGUGAUGUGUGUGACAGAGGUUAUCAUACUUUUUGUGUGGGCCUUGGUGCUAUUCCAUCAGGUCGCUGGAUUUGUGACUGUUGUCAGCGGGCCCCCCCAACACCCAAGAAAGUGGGCAGAAGGGGGAAAAACAGCAAAGAGGGAUAAAAUAGUUUUUGACCCUAAUAUUGUAUAUGCAUCUAAGUGGAGUAUUUGGUGCCAAUUUAUUUACAACAUUUUCAUUUUUAUGCUAAUAAAAGAUUUUUUUUUUGGAAAUUAACUAUGA